Molecule: messenger RNA, 4863 nt
Organism: Puma concolor (puma)
Lineage: Eukaryota; Metazoa; Chordata; Mammalia; Carnivora; Felidae
Source: RefSeq, a predicted model, not a curated record
AUGAAUAUGAAACAGAAAAGUGUGUACCACCAAACUCAGGCACUUCUGCACAAGAAUUUUCUUAAGAAAUGGAGAAUGAAAAGAGAGAGCUUAUUGGAAUGGAUAUUCCCAAUACUUCUGGGACUGUACAUGGGACUGUUUUCACACUUCAGAGAAAAGACAUAUUUUCCUGAAAUUCCUCCCCAAGCUCUGGGAAGGGCAGAUAACUUUAAUAACUCUAUAGGUGUUGUGUAUACACCCGUCUCUGAUAUAACACAGCAGAUAGUGAAUAAAACGACAUUUGCUCCCUUUGUGAAAGGUAGAAGAAUCAUCGGAGUGCCAAAUCAAAAAUCCAUGGAUAAACUACUUUUAGACAGUUUUGCAGACCUGGUGGGAAUCAUCUUUAAUGAUGCUUUCUCUUAUAAGCUAAAAUUUGUUCAGGGAUAUAACAUUCCAUUUUUGAAGGAAGAUCUUUUCACAGCUCAUUGUUGGAAUAUGCAUGGUGACUUUUCCUGUUCUCUGGCCAAAUACUGGAAUAGAGGAUUUGUGACUUUACAAACUGCCAUUGACGCUGCUAUCAUACAAAUCGCAACAAACCGCUCUGUGACAGAAGAGUUGAUGUCAGUUACUGCUAUAAACAUGAAGACUUUACCUUUUAUUCAUAAAAACAUUCUUCAAAAGGAGAUGUUUAUUUUCUACUGCCUUCUUUACUUUUUUCCAUUGAUACACUUUAUAUCGCUCAACGUUACAAAAGAGAGGAAAAAAUGGAAGGAUUUGAUGAAAAUGAUGGGUCUACAAGAUUCAGCCUUCUGGCUCUCCUGGGGCUUAAUCUAUGCUGGCUUCAUCUUCAUUAUUUCCAUAAUCAUUACAGUUGUCAUAACAUCUACCCAAAUUAUAGUCAUGACAGGCUUCAUGGUCAUAUGUACACUCUUCUUCUUAUACGGCUUGUCCUUGAUAGCUUUAGUGUUCCUGAUGAGUGUGUUGCUAAAGAAAACGGUCCUCACCAAUUUGGUUAUGUUUCUCCUCAUUGUCUUCUGGGGGGGCGUGGGAUUCGCCGCAUAUUACAGACAACUCCCUUCCUCUCUGGAGUGGAUUUUGAGUAUCUGCAGCCCAUUUACCUUUACUGCUGGAUUGAGUAAGAUUAUCCACUUGGAUAGUACUAUGAACGGUGUAAUUUUUCCUGACCCUUCAGGAGACUCCUAUGUACUGAUAGCAACUUUUUCUGUAUUGGCUUUUGAUGCGCUUUUCUACCUGGCAUUGGCAUUAUAUUUUGACAAAAUCUUACCCUGUGGAAAUGAACGCCAUUACUCUCCAUUAUUUUUCCUGAACUCGUCUUGUUUCCAACACCAAAGGACUAAUAAUAAGGUCGCUGAGAAAGAAAUAGAUCCUGAGCAUCCUUCUGAUGAUUGUUUCGAACCUGUAGCUCCAGAAUUCCAAGGAAAAGAAGCCAUCAGAAUCAAAAACGUCAAAAAAGAAUAUACAGGAAAGUCUGGAAAAAUAGAAGCACUGAAAGACUUACUCCUUGACAUAUAUGAAGGGCAAAUCACAGCAAUUCUGGGUCAUAAUGGAGCUGGCAAAUCUUCAUUACUAAACAUCCUUAAUGGAUCGUCUGUUCCAACAGAAGGAUCAGUUACCAUCUAUAAUAAAAAUCCCUCUGAGACACAAGACUUGGAGGAAAUCAGAAAGAUGACUGGCGUGUGUCCUCAAUUCAAUGUUCAAUUUGACAUCCUCACGGUGAAGGAAAACCUCAGGCUGUUUGCUAAAAUAAAAGGGAUUCGGCCACAGGAGGUAGAACGAGAGGUACAAAGGAUUUUAUUAGAAUUGGACAUACAAAACAUUCAGGACAACCUCGCUGAACAUUUAAGCGAAGGACAGAAAAGAAAGCUGACCUUUGGGAUUGCCAUUUUAGGAGAUCCUCAAAUUUUGCUCUUAGAUGAGCCAACUGCUGGGUUGGAUCCCUUUUCAAGGCAUCGAAUGUGGAGCUUCCUCAAGGAACACAAAGCAGGCCGUGUGAUCCUCUUGAGUACCAAUCUCAUGGAUGAGGCUGACAUCCUGGCUGAUAGAAAAGUGAUCAUGUCCAAUGGGAAACUGAAGUGUGCAGGAUCUUCUGUCUUUUUGAAGAGAAAAUGGGGUCUUGGAUAUCACUUAAGUUUGUACAGAAAUGAAAUAUGUGAUCCAGAAAAAAUAACAUCCUUCAUUAAUCAUUACAUCCCUGAUGCUAAAUUAAAAACAGAAAACAAAGAAAAGCUUGUGUAUACCUUGCCUGUGGAAAGGACAAAUAAAUUUCCAGACCUUUUCAGUGAUCUUGAUAAGUGUUCUGACCAGGGUGUGAUGAGUUAUGACGUUUCCACAUCAACUCUGAGUGACGUCUUCAUGAAACUGGAAGGAAAACCAACUAUCGAACAAGAUUUUGAACAAGCAGAGGUGAUAAGAGACACAGAAAGCCUACAUGACAUAGAGCCAGCUUGGUCUUCUCUCCCUGAAACGCAGAAGAAUAUGAGCGACUUGGGCCUCUGGAAGAUGCAGAUUUGCGCAAUAGCACGGCUCCGUUUCUUGAAGUUAAAACAUGGAAAGAAAGAGCUUUUGACCUUACUCUUGGUAUUUGGAAUUGCAGUGUUCCCUCUGGUUGUGGAAAAGAUACUUUAUGCCAUAUUAUUUCAAAAGAGUGAUUGGGAAUUUAAACCUGAGCUGUAUUUCCUCUCUCCUGGACAACCCCCCGAAGACCCUCGUACCAGCUUAUUGAUCAUCAAUAACACAGAGUCAAACAUUGAAGAUUUUAUACAGUCACUGAAGCAUCAGAAUAUACUUUUGGAAGUAGAUGACUUUGCAAACAGAAAUGGCACUGGUGACCUGUCAUACAACGGAGCUAUCAUAGUUUCUGGUAAACAAAAGGAUUAUAGAUUUUCAGUUGUGUGCAAUACCUUGAGGCUGCACUGUUUUCCUAUUCUCGUGAAUAUUGUUAGCAAUGGACUACUUCGAAUGUUUAAUUCAACACAAAAUAUUCGAAUUGAGAGAAGCCCAUAUCCUUUUAAUUACGUGUUAUUCUGGAUUGGGCUGCCAGAAGGUUCCAUGUUCUUAUUUUGGGUGGUGUGCAGCAUGUCCCCUUACAUCUCCAUGAGCAGUGUCAGCGAUUACAAAAGGAGAGCUAAGUCCCAGCUAUGGAUCUCUGGCCUCUACCCUUCUGCCUACUGGUGUGGGCAGGCACUGGUGGAUAUUAGCCUCUUCGUUUUUCUUCUCCUUUCAAUGUAUUUAAUUUUCUACAUCGCAAACAUAACGAGCAUUUAUAUCACAAGUCGAAUUGUGUUUGCCCUGGCUGUGAUUACGCUUGGUUAUGCAGCUUCGCUGGUCUUCUUGACGUAUGUGAUAUCGUUUAUUUUUCGCAAGAGGAGAAAAAAUAGUGGCCUUUGGUCAUUUUGCUUCUUUAUCACCUCAACCAUUAUGUUUGACACCCUUUUAAUGAAUCACUUCAACUUACCUGUCUUGAUUUCCAGCAUGAUAUUAAUUCCCUCAUCCACCAUGGGUGAAUUUCUAGCUUUUUUGGCAGAGAGAGCCCAGGCGUACCAUUCAGACAAUCAGGACCGCCAUUUUGAUCUGAGUGGAGUUGAUCUUCUAGUAUGCCUAAUACCCUACUUUCAGACGUUGAUACUGGUGUUUCUCCUGAGAUGCAUGGAAGCGAAAUGGGGAAAGAAAAUAACGCGAAGGGAUCCUGUUUUCAGAAUUUCCCCCCAAAGUAGAGGUGCUCAACCCAAUCCAGAAGAACCUGGUGACGAGGAUGAAGAUGUGAAAGCAGAAAGGAUAAGAACGGCAACUGCCCUGGCCACUUCACUCUCAGAGGAGAAACCUGUCAUAAUUGCUAGCUGUCUCCACAAAGAGUAUGCAGGGCAGAAGAAAAGUUGCUUCUCAAAGAGAAAGAAGAAAAUAGCAGCAAGAAAUAUCUCCUUCUGUGUUAAAAAAGGUGAGAUUUUGGGAUUGCUAGGACCUAACGGUGCCGGUAAAAGUUCAUCUAUUAGAAUGAUUUCUGGGAUCGCAAAGCCCACAGCUGGAGAGGUGGAGCUGAGAGGCUGGGGUCAUCAGGGAGACAGCAUGGUGGGCUUCCUGGGGUACUGUCCUCAGGAGAACGUGCUGUGGCCCUGCCUGACAGUGAGGGAACAUCUGGAGGUGUUCACUGCCAUCAAAGGGCUGAGGAAAGGGGACGCCACUGUUGCCAUCUCACGGCUGGUGGAUACUUUCACCCUGCGCGAACAGCUAAAUGUGCCGGUGCAGAAAUUGACGGCCGGAGCCACUCGAAAGUUGUGUUUUGCGCUGAGCAUCCUGGGAAAUUCGCCUAUCCUGCUUCUGGAUGAACCAUCGACGGGCAUGGAUCCAGGAGGGCAGCAGCAAAUGUGGCAGAUGAUCCAGGCAGCCAUUAAAAACACAGAGAAGGGGGCUCUGCUGACCACCCAUUACCUGGCUGAAGCAGAGGCCAUUUGUGACCGCGUCGCCAUCAUGGUGUCUGGAAGGCUGAGGUGCAUCGGCUCCAUCCAACACCUGAAAAACAAACUUGGCAAGGAUUACGUUCUAGAACUGAAAGUGAAGGAAUCGUCCCAGGUGACUUGGGUCCAAGCCGAGAUUCUGAAGCUCUUCCCACAGGCUGCACAGCAGGAAAGGUGUUCGUCCUUCUUGGCCUAUAAGAUACCUUUGGCAGAUGUGUACCCUCUAUCUCAGACCUUUCACAAAUUAGAGGCAGUGAAACAUAAAUUUAACCUGGAAGAAUACAGCCUCUCCCAGUGCACAUUGGAAAAGGUAUUUUUAGAGCUUUCUAAGGAACAGGAGCUGGGGAAUUUUGAAGAAGAAAUUGAUACAACCAUGAGAUGGGAACUCCUCUCUCCUUCAGACGACUCUUAA